Mixia osmundae IAM 14324 is the source of this 1617-nucleotide messenger RNA. RefSeq lists its product as uncharacterized. Gene Ontology annotation, cellular component: DNA replication preinitiation complex. Gene Ontology annotation, molecular function: single-stranded DNA binding; DNA replication origin binding. Bases 1 to 1617 code for a protein of 538 amino acids. The record is from RefSeq and is a predicted model, not a curated record. The transcript is spliced from 2 exons. NCBI's taxonomy places the organism in Eukaryota, Fungi, Basidiomycota, Mixiomycetes, Mixiales, Mixiaceae. Gene Ontology annotation, biological process: DNA replication; double-strand break repair via break-induced replication; mitotic DNA replication preinitiation complex assembly.
AUGUCGCAGACGAUCAGUGCUGCGACACUCAAAGCGGAGAUCAAAGCUUGGGAGAAGGCCUUCCGAGCGCAGCAUGGCCGCGACGUCGACUCCAGCGAUGUCAAGUCAGCCGGCAUGUCUGACAAGUACAAGCAAUACCACAAGCUACUCAAAGCCUCGAAAUUGGCCAAAGCGAGCAAAGGAGCGCCAGGCAAGGGCAAGGCGCGUAGUAGAGAGCGCGGCGAGAGUGCGGAUGAUGAUCCAUUCGCUGCACCGAGUCAGUCGUCGCAAGAGUCCAGAAAGGGUCUCAUGAGGAUCAGAACUCGGCCGGCUGUCGAAUCGGAUGAAGAAGCCGAGCCCAGCGACCCAACAACGGCGUACAAGACACCCAAAAGAGCGCGUUCGGGCGACUUUGUACCUCAUCUCACACCCAGCAAGUCCGCCGAGCGUCAAAACGGCACGGCAGUGCGUACGCUGUCACCAUUCAAGCGCUCACAAGCUCAAUCGGGUGCCGCGUCACAAGCAUACCAUAUCGUUCGAUCACCUUCAAAGCUUCAGACUCUGAUCUCUGCCCAUUCCUCCCACGCGGCAGAUACGCCCAGAACAAGGAUGAAGCGCUUCAUGGCUGGCGAGCAAGGUCACACGCCCGUCAAAGACACUGCUCGUGGCUCUCGUGCUGCGUCAGUCUUUGCGCCUAGCGAACCUAGCGCAUCGCAAGACGAUCCGUUUUCCGCGACUCAAUUGGCCGAACCUGCCAGUACUGCGCUUGUCGGCCCUUCGCCCGUCAAGGCAUCGCAGAACUCCAAUUUCAAGCCCCUAUUCGAUCUCUCACCUGAGAAGCCAGCGGCUCCGGCGAAAGCGGCUAAAAGGCCGUCAGCCAAGCCUAUAUUCGGGCGAGACGCAUUUGCCGCAUCGAGCUCGUCGCAGUCCACUUUUGUGGCGCUGUCAUAUGGAACAUCGGACCCGAGUGCAACGGAUACCGACGUAUCCUCGCAGAACGGCGCAGAAGCGGCUAAGCGCAAGGGGAAAGAGCGAUCAAACGAUACUCGCGUGGUGAAGAAGAAACGCGUUGACGAGCCAGAACUCGACGCGACACCUUCAGAGGUUGCAUUGCAGGACGAGAUAGAGCCUGUUCGUGUUGAGUCCUGGCAGCCUUGGCAUAGGUUCCGUCAGCAAAGAGGACAUGCCGAGAAAGUAGACGGCGACUUCAGCAGCGAUGAAGAGAGUAUGCCAUCGAGAGCACGGGCUAUGUCUAACGGCGGGAUCGACCAUACAGAUCGUGAAGUGGAGGUCGAUCCCGCUGUUCCUUCUGAUCUGGUCGAAUUGCUAUCAUUACGCGCUUCGCCACUGAAAGCGCGCAGACAGAAGCUUAUCGCGGAGCGAGACGCAAAGAUCUCCAGAAUACUACAAGAGCCGAGCAUCACGCAGAGGGAACGGCUAGCAAGAGAGCGGUCGGGCUUAGCAGAUUUAGCAGAUGACACCCAGGCACCCUCUGCGUAUCAUCACGACGCCAGCGAUCCUGACGAGAUUCAGCAUGACUCGGGCCAAGACGACGACUGGGAGAGUGAGCCUGAGGGCUGGAAAGAUCUAGACAGACUUGACGAUCUCGACUAUGACAAGGAUGUGAGCAGCGAAUGA